AUGUCUAACAAUCUAAAGCGAGUGCUUCAUGCUGCUCACGAAGAGGCUGACAGUGUCUACUAUGGCGACGGCAGUCCAAGAUCGAGUUCCUAUGUUGGACCUGCUCUGGUAAACCCGAACAGCGACACGCCUUUAUUUGAGAUUGGGAAUUCACUGCCGGAGAUGUUCAGUAACAUCCUUCUCGGGCCAAUGGCUGGUGGUCAGAUGUCCAUUACACCACUCACGGAUCCAAACUACGACCUGGAUAGUGCCCUCAAUGAGUGGCAGGCCAUCACAGAAUCGACAAUGUCGCUUGACCCGAAACAAUUGACGCCAGAUUCAACACAAGCCAUCUCCAGAACGUCAAGUGCCACACCAGAAUCAUCUCAAUCAGCCAUCGAAUUCAAUGCCUUUGCGGUCGGCAACGGGCUCAUAUGUUACGGAAUGCUGCAUAGUGUCGAUGUCAAGUUAUUCGGUCAGAUGCAACAGGUUAACAGCACAUUACGAUCCAUGAACUCCCAGUACACGUACUUCACUCUCUAUGAGGAAAAGGACAACGUCAUUCUGCGAUUCAAAGAUGAGCCCAUGGAUUUCGGCUAUCUACGAACCGGAGUAUGUGCGGCACUCGCACCGCUGUUAUCCAAGUCAUACGUCACGUUGGAGCCUCUAGCACCCAGAGGAAGUCUCAUGGACGUCAUCGGGCGAGCAAAUAAAUCGGCCGAAGCAAUGGUCAAGGUAGACAUCAACGUAUACGGGUGCCAGGAGGCAAUGGAAGAAGUCGGAAAUGCACUCUCAAAGAGCAAGAUGUGGUUGCAGACGCCAGACCAUUCCAGACCAGGAUUCCCACUUCAUAAUCCCCAUUUCCUCCCUGUCAAAUUCCAAGGUACCCAGGUAGAAGAAAAUCAGGCUCCAAGCCAUGCUAUUGCUGACGGAACAAGAACAAGACGCCGGGAGGACCUGUUGCGGGAAAUGGUGCAAGAUGUCUAUAAGGCUGUUGAUAAGAACCGGCAUCUCGAAAGGGUCGACGGCGGGGACAGAGUCACGCAAACGCUACUUAAGCACCAGCAAGAGGCAUUAGGCUUCAUGUUGGAAAGAGAGUCGGGGGAAAUCAGCGAGCGAUACAGGCUCUGGGAGAAAUGUGAGGAAGACGGUAGACUGGUAUAUCGCCAUAGAAUUACCAGAGCAAGGCGCGAAAAUCGGCCUGAUGAGAGAGGAGGUGGCAUUCUUGCCGACGAAAUGGGCAUGGGGAAGUCAUUGUCUAUGUUGGCUCUGGUUACGAAGACGCUCAAGGACGGCAAUGACUGGGUACGACACCAGAUGGAGACUGCCGGAAGUCCUAAUACCCCAAAGCCGUCACGUUCCACUCUCGUGGUCGUCUCGUCCGCACUUCUUAUAGACAAUUGGGAAACUGAAGUAGAAAAGCAUCUAGAACCUGGUUUGACAGUGGUCAGGUAUCAUGGUGUGAACCGACCAAGGAUCAUCGAAACCAUCGUCGACUCUGAUAUUGUGAUUACUACAUAUAAUACGCUUACUACAGAGUAUCAGCUCAAAUCGGAGCCGUCACGCCUACACAAAAUUAGGUGGUAUAGAAUCAUCCUAGAUGAAGGCAAGCAGAACCACUCGAAUGUCACUUCAACCACGAAGCUUACAUAUCCCCAGCACACAUCAUCCGACGACACACAGCAAUAUUCCACCGUGCCUAACAAGCUUUCUGAUAUCGGUGCGUUAUUCUCAUUCAUUCGAGUCGAACCUUUCUCUAAACCCGGCAUAUUUCGAAAAUGGAUCGAGCUCCCUUUUGAGCAAAACAUGGAGAGCCCAACCGUCGUCAAAAACCGCCUAAUUAUGCUGUUGGAAUCGCUCUGUUUACGGCGCACAAAGGAGUUGAUCAAACUUCCCGGGCUAAAACUUCACACUCGUGUCCUGGAUUUCACAACCAACGAACGGAAACAAUACCAGAAUACGAAGAAGAUCUUGAUGCGCACAAUUCGCCAUCAAGUCGGCGAAGUUGAACAGAGCUCCAAGUUUGGAUUGUUUCAAGCAAACCUGCAAAUGCGUAUCUUUUGCAAUCACGGCACCUUUCAAAAGCCUUUCUCAUGGCACCGUGCCAGCCGACAAGACCUGUGUGAGGCUAUUGUAAGCUCUCUCGGUCAGGAUGGGGGAAUGGAAAUCUGCUGUAUGGGCUGCAAGCAACCGAUGCCGAUUCUCGGGUCCAGCCGCUGGCGCAACGGGUUCGGUCAGCAGUGUGCUCAUAUUCUGUGCUCAGAGUGUAUCAAUCUGUCAGCUGUAUCUGACACGGAAACCAGUCCACAGGAGUGUCCAAUGUGCCUCCGCCUGACAGCGAAAUGCAAUGUUGGGGAUGCAGCGAAUGGUGUCUCGAAUGUGCCUUCAUUGAACGUAUCAACGGAAUCCACGGUCGGGGAUGGUUUUGACCACUAUUUUAACGUUGAGGGGUACUCAACCAAAAUGCGAGCCGUAAUUGAGGACGUUUCCAGGGAUGUAUGGACUUCGAAGAGUAUCAUAUUUUCUUGCUGGACGAGAACCUUGUAUCUGCUUUCGAGCCAUCUCGAAAGGGCCAAAAUUCCAUACCUCCGAAUCGACGGUGAUUGCCCUCUCUCACAGCGACAGACUCGGCUGAGCCAAUUCGCUUCGGACUCAGAGUUGCCAGUACUGAUUAUGACUACUGGGACAGGCGCCUACGGAGUUUUCAUCGUUGAGCUACAGUGGAAUCCGGGGGUAGAGAAUCAAGCCAUUGCGCGAGCAAUUCGGCUCGGUCAAGGCAGGAAGGUCCUAGUAACUCGUUACAUGAUUCGGGAUACUGUCGAAGAGGAAAUGCAAUCCCAGCAACUGUGGAAGAGGCAAAUCGCAGCUGUAGGGUUUGAAGACUCGCCUGACGAAAUAACCGUGUAG
Pochonia chlamydosporia 170 is the source of this 2886-nucleotide messenger RNA. RefSeq names its product helicase. Bases 1 to 2886 code for a protein of 961 amino acids. The transcript is spliced from 11 exons. Lineage: Eukaryota; Fungi; Ascomycota; Sordariomycetes; Hypocreales; Clavicipitaceae. The record is from RefSeq and is a predicted model, not a curated record. Gene Ontology annotation, molecular function: ATP binding; ATP-dependent chromatin remodeler activity.